Symbiodinium necroappetens is the source of this 3897-nucleotide messenger RNA. NCBI's taxonomy places the organism in Eukaryota, Dinophyceae, Suessiales, Symbiodiniaceae. The record is from the annotation of a GenBank genome assembly.
GCUUGCUUCGGUGGUGCUGCAUCGAAAGUAUACAGCUAUGAGUCUUGCUGUGCAUGCGGCAACGAAUAUGGCAACUCGUCAGGACGGAGCCAUUGCUGGGUGGGACCCUUUGAUUUAUCUUACUGCUGCACCUUCUAUGCCAGUGACGCGCGCCUGUUACCACAUUUGCCUUGCUGGCGGGACGCUGAUGGUCCCAAACGCCGGGUGCAGUUUGAGCUUGCUGGGAGGGAGUGGACACUCUGGCAGAAGCCCCGCGAGCCCUCCGACACACGAGGCGUCAUGGCGCACGUGAUGUGGCCUUCGGCCUACGCCUUGGCUGCUUGGAUGCUGGACAAAACAGGGACCGCCGCAGAUGCCAUCGAAGCUACGCAAGUGCUUGAGCUCGGCUGCGGCUUGGCUUUGCCAUCGCUGGCGGCGGCCUUGGGAGGUGCGGCCACGGCCCAGGGCACCGACAUUGAUCGGGAUGCGGUGCAAUUGGCUCGGAGAGCUGCCCGGGCGAACCUGCCGGAGCCUUUUUUCUCGCGCUUUCGGGCGGACGUCUUGGACUUCCGGGACGCGGCCUCUUUGGCGACGGUCGCUGAAAACCCAUCGGGAGUGGACACGGUGCUGAUUUCCGGGCAGCUCUACGAGGGUGCCCUCAGCGUCCCUCUACUACGUGCUCUGCAGACGCUCUGCUCCCGGCAGCUCUGCACGGUGCUCAUGGUAUUCUGGAUCUCGAUUGAGUUCUCGCAGACGCAGAUCGCGUUCUUGGAUCGCAUGGGCCAAGUCGGCUUUAAGGUAGUGGACGACUUCGCUUGCCGCGAGCGUUCUCGGAGCCGCAGCCCGGACCACGACCACGGCGUCUCCUCCACGGAGGCUCCGGAGCCUUCCUGGAGUCUCUCAGAAGUGCCUUGGCUUGACGAGAAGACCGGUCUCACCUGUACCAUUUCGGCGACCCGUGGAGCUCGUGGGAAGGCUUUCGGGGAGGCACAGCUUUGGCAGGCUCAGGUCCGCUUCAGCACCUGGGAUGCGACCGUCAAAGACACCACUGAGCAGUUGAGGCCAUGCCUCUACGCCGAAGUGGAGCAUCACCUGGGUGGGCUGGUCUCCUGGGUCUCCUCUGCAGCUGCCAGCGCCUCCGACAAGUUCAGGUGGGUCUUCCUGGAGAAGCCUUGGGUCGGCGCUGCCGGCCUCGCCGUGCUGGUCGCCGCCAGCGCAUGCGCAUUGUACGUGUACAUGAGCAUGAAGCACAUUACAGCUAGAGGCUACCGUUUACUGGGUGUAGAUGAAGGGGAGAGUCGGGAAAGGCUGCAUGCGCAAUUUCGUAUCGCCACUUCUCUAGGGCUUUCCGUCGCUGACAUGGUGUCGGACAUCUACGUCGCCACGGCAUACUUCAGAAGUGGCCUGAUAGCUUUCGGAGGCUUGCUGAUAGCCAUUACGCUGGGUUCUGGGGUCGUGGGGUUCGUGUUGCACCGGGCGAGUUGGGAGCGGGUAAGUGACGAAAAGAACGUAGAUUUUUGGGCCGCUGGUCUGAACGAGCAGGGGGAGCCUAAGCCUGGGGCUAAGGAAUUGGUCUUGCAUGUGCUACAGAUAAAGCCCCUUCUUGUCGCGUACGAGUCGUUCCAGUUGGGAUCCGAAACCGUGGUGCUGGUGAGGGACAAGGUUCUAGCGCAAUUGAGCGAGAGUUUGCCAAGCUCACUGCUACAGGCGUAUGCGCUCGCAGUUGCAGGUGCGCCGCGGGAAGGCAGCGUGUUCUUCCUUGUCCUGUCGCUAGGCCUCUCCUUAGGAUCCAUGGCCGAUGCGGCGAACAAGGGUUACCGGCGGCUGUGCGCACCGACCAUCGAGCCUGGCGCUUUGCCAGAAGCCGGCUUGCUGGCCUGGCGCUGCGCCGACGUCGGCGGACGCAUCUGUGGCUGGGCCCUCCUGGGCAUGGCCCUCCGCCCAGUGGAUGCCUCCAGGCGCGGCAUCCAGCAGCCGUGGUUGCCAGCUUGGAUUCUGGUGGACAUCGCGGUGUCGGCGGCGAUCCACAAGCUGGUCCUCUGCAAGGCCUGGGAAAAUCUGAAGCGACCCCAGGAGAUGCUGGAGCUGCUGCUCAGCGCCGUCACGAUCCCUUGGGGUUGCUUCCAGUACCUGGGAUGCAGAGUUCGUCCGAGCAGCCAAGUAGCAAGUGGCAUGGAGAAGCCGACAAUGCUGCCCAUGCCUUCUUGUGGCUUGAGGCAGGCAUUGCUGCGAAGGCAGCUGCGGCUGCAACGCAUGCUGCUGCUUGGCCGCAACCUGACCACCAUCGCGGCGGCAGCGGUCGUUGCUGCGAAGUAUGGCAGCACAGCGCCCGACGGCACAUGCCCACUCGCGGCCCGCCCAGCCCUGGCUUCUCUGGCCGCUGCAGCGGUGGCCUUCAGUUUGGCCACGUUGCUGACCGCAGCCGUUUCGGAGAUGCUUCUCUGCUGGAACCUGACCUUGUUCCCAGUGGCUCAAGGCCUCUGCAGCGGCCCACUGCACCUAUCGGUGCGGCUGGGCAGCGUGGCCAACGUGCAGCAUAUCUUGGCUCAAACCCGCACGCACGAUGAGGGCUUGCUGCCCGCGCACGAGGCCGCUAUCUGCGGCGAAGUAGGGGUUCUCAUAGCUUUAAACGAGCACUGCGGCAGUGAAGCCAUGGACGCCGCGGACGAGCAGGGGCGCCGUCCACUCCAUCUAGCUGCGGCGUCGGGCAGCGUCGACGUGCUUCGGUUCCUCGCUGAAGCUCAGGCCGUGGCCGACUCUGCGGACGAGAAUGGCAUCACGGCCGCCCACAUGGCUGCAGAGAUGGGCCACGCGGAUGCUCUGGAAGUGCUGCACCAGGCGGACGCUGUGGACUUCCAGGCCCGCGACGCGCGUGGGGCAACUGCAGCACACAAAGCUGCCGGAGGUGGCCAUGUGGAGGCCAGGGCCGACCUAGAGGCCAAGGCCAAGGUGGAGCUGGGUGCCAAAGACGAUGAUGGCAUCACGCCGGCAUGGCUCGCAGCGUGCAACGGCCACGCGGCGGCGCUGCGGCUGCUGCAAGAGGCAGGGGCCGACCUGGGCGCGGCCACCGACAAGGGCGCCACGCCCGCCUUCAUAGCCGCCCAGAACGGCCACCUCGAGGCUCUGCAGGUCCUGCGCCAGGCUGGCGCGGACCUCGCUGCAGCGGCGAAGGACGGAGCGACGCCGGCCCACCGGGCUGCACAGAACGGGCACCUCGAGGUGCUGCGGCUGCUCCUGCAGGCCGGGCCACCGACUUCCAGGAAGACGUUUCCAGACUCCGGAGCCCGGAGGGGGCAAGCCAAGCGAAAGGGCCAGAUCUGCGAUGUAAAGCUCCGGGGAUCCGUGGAAGACCAUUCAAGCCUAGUGUCAAUCAGCCUCUUGGUACGCCCAACCAGAAUGACACUACCUUUAUUUCUGUUCUUGGGGAUCCGCAUGCAAGAGCUGCUUUGUGGCAGGCGUCUGUACGUUGGGAACGACCCAGCGGCAAAGCUGGUAGAAGAACAGAUGGCAGGUGCUGGCGCGGACCUCGCUGCAGCGAAAAAGGACGGAACGACGCCCGCCCACAGGGCUGCACAGAACGGGCACCUCGAGGUGCUGCGGCUGCUCCUGCAGGCAAAGGCCGACCUGGGCGCAGCCAGGGACGACGGCGUCACGCCCGCCUACUUCGCCGCCCAGAACGGCCACCUCGAGGCUCUGCAGGUCCUGCGCCAGGCUGGCGCGGACCUCGCUGCAGCGAAAAAGGACGGAAGGACGCCGGCCCACGGGGCUGCACUCUUCGGGCACCUCGAGGCGCUGCGGCUGCUCCUGCAGGCCGGGCCACCGACUUCCAGAGCCCUCUUUUCAAGGAAGCGAGCAGGGGAUUUGGAGGCAUCUUUGGGGAGGGGAGAAGAAGUCAUUGCUACAACCUGCUACAGCUAG